AUGAAGUCUGAUAACAUUAAAGACUCUACUUUUGCAUCUGGCAACUCAAAGGAAAAUAGAAAACCUUCUUUAACACCCAUUAACGUUGAUAUUACAAAAAAUACAUUAGAAGAUAUAAAUGAAGUUAUUUCUCCUCUUUUAAGCAAAUUUAAAACAAUCAAUGGAAGAGAUUUCUUCGAUAUUGAAGACUUAAAUUAUGUAUUACCAUCUGAUAAAGUAGAAGCUGAGAGAGCAAAUAUAUCGCAUAUACUAAGUAAGCAUCAAUGGCAAGGCAAUUUUCUCUCUCCAAUUAUUGAAAAAUUGGAAAAAGGUUGUUGGAUAACUGAUAUGGCACUAGAAUAUCCAUCUUCAACAUUUAUAGGAAUUGAUGUUAAUUCUUCUUUCUUUCCUAAUACCGACAAAUGUCCUUCAAAUGUUUGUUUUCUUACUUGCAAUGUAAUUUAUGGAAUUCCAUUUCCUAAGGAAACUUUUGAUUUUGUUUAUAUGGGUAUGAUGUUCACUGCUUUUACCGAGUUUCAAUGGUCUACCUUAAUCAAAGAUACUGUUAGGGUUUUAAAGUAUGAUGGUUGGAUCGAGUCCUUAGAACCAACUUGCCAAUUUCAAAAUAUGGGAAAGACCACAAAAUGGAUAGAAGAUACUACGGCUAAAGCUUGCAUGAAAGAAAAAGGUGUUAAUGUUCGCAUUAGUGCUAUGAUGCCAAAAUUUUUUGAAUCAAAUAAUGAGCUUACAAACAUACAAUGCGUUAAGGUAGAGUACCCAAUAGGCGAUUGGUAUGGAUGUUUCGGUAAAUACUCGUUUAAUAAUCUUCGUAAAAUGUUCCAAAGUUUGGUAUUUGUUCCGAAAUAUAUGGGUAUAACCCAUGAUGAAUAUGUUAAGUUGUUAAACGACGAAUUUAUUAAGGAAUCAAACGAAAAUAAAACAUAUACGCAUCUUCAGAGAAAUUUUGCUAAAAAAACUUUGUAUGAUUAA
Messenger RNA from Dentiscutata erythropus, 969 nucleotides. Lineage: Eukaryota; Fungi; Glomeromycota; Glomeromycetes; Diversisporales; Gigasporaceae. The record is from the annotation of a GenBank genome assembly.